CUACCGCCACCCUAGAAGGAUGGGGUCGGAAGCCCCCAGUCCGCAGAACCCGAGCUGUAAGAUCAUGACCUUCCGUCCCACCCUGGAGGAGUUUCGGGACUUUGGGAAAUACAUUGCGUACAUGGAAUCGCAAGGAGCUCACCGAGCAGGGCUCGCCAAGGUGAUUCCUCCCAAGGAGUGGAAACCUCGAAAAACCUACGAUGACAUAGAUAAAAUGGUGAUCCCGGCGCCUAUUCAGCAGGUGGUUACGGGACAGUCGGGAUUAUUCACCCAGUACAAUAUACAGAAGAAAUCUACGACUGUGGGAGAGUACCGGCGUCUGGCUAAUAGCGAGAAGUAUUGUACUCCUCGCCAUCAAGAUUUUGAAGACUUGGAGCGCAAGUACUGGAAGAAUCUCACAUUUGUCUCACCAAUUUAUGGAGCUGAUAUCAGUGGCUCACUAUAUGAUCCAGAUGUGGAAGAAUGGAAUAUUGGCAACCUGAACACCCUCUUGGACAUGGUGGAACAUGAGUGUGGCAUUAUCAUAGAAGGUGUCAACACUCCCUACCUCUACUUUGGGAUGUGGAAGACUACAUUUGCUUGGCAUACCGAGGACAUGGACCUCUACAGUAUCAACUACUUGCAUUUUGGGGAGCCAAAAUCCUGGUAUGCCAUACCUCCAGAACACGGCAAGCGAUUGGAACGCCUGGCAAAAGGAUUUUUUCCAGGAAGCUCUCAGGGAUGUGAUGCUUUCCUCCGUCACAAGAUGACCCUCAUUUCACCCUCAAUCUUGAAGAAGUACGGCAUCCCUUUUGACCGGAUCACCCAGGAAGCCGGAGAGUUCAUGAUUACAUUUCCUUACGGUUACCAUGCUGGCUUCAAUCACGGCUUCAACUGUGCUGAGUCUACCAAUUUUGCCACUUUACGAUGGAUCGACUAUGGAAAAAUGGCAACCCAAUGUACUUGCCGCAAAGACAUGGUGAAGAUUUCCAUGGAUGUCUUUGUCAGGAUUCUGCAACCAGAACGUUACGACUUAUGGAAACAAGGAAAAGACAUUACUGUCCUGGACCAUAUGAAACCCACAGCUGUGACUAGCCCAGAGCUGGAUGCCUGGAACAAGACAAAGGCAGAGUUGAAGGCUAAGCUGCUUCGCAGGAUAGGAGAUGAGGAAGAGGACAACAAACACCGGUCUCACCGAAAAAGAAGUCAACCCAGAAGACACAAGACAGAGGAUCAGAAGUCUCUUGGGGAUGUCAUGGCUAUUGAAACUGCUUUGGAAGAUGGGAAAAUGAAAGAGGAGCUGAAAAGAGGGCCGGAUCUAGAGGAGGAGGAGCGGAGCAAAGUGAUGGAGGGAGCAGAAGGUGACUGCAAGGUCAAGGCCCGUCCUCCGAAGGUGAAAGGGGAGAAGAAGAAAAAGCACCUUUUCCAUCAACAGCAGCACCAUCUCCCAGCUCCUCAGCCUCCUCUGCAGCAGCAGCCGCCACCGCUGCCCCCGCCGCCCGCACCCCAGCAGCCGCUGGCAGAGGAUGGGGCACCAGCAGCACGGUCCCCAGCACCCCCAGCAGCACCCACAUCAUCCACAGCAGAAAAGAGCUUGAUCCCAGCUCCCCUCAACAUCAUCCAGACCUCGGAGGCGCUGGUUGAAGAAGAUGACUUUAAACCUCGGCCGAUCAUUCCCAUGCUUUACGUGGUUCCGCGGACCAAAAAGGUGGUGUUCGACAAGGAGCGCAUGUCCUGCCAGCAGGUCUUCGAGCAGUUUGCCACGCAAAAGAGUCCAAGUUGGCAGGACGAGGCAGUCCCUAUGGAAAUCCCUGUGAAGGAGGAGGAGAACGCAGAAGCAGAAAGCAGACCAGUCUCUGCAGAGGUCAGUGAGUUACAGACUGCUUCUGCUUUUUCAAAAAUUAAGAUGGAGAUAAAAAAGAGUCGUCGUCAUCCACUGGGCAAACCACCAACCCGCUCCCCGCUGUCGGUGGUUAAACAGGAGACCUCGAGCGACGAGGAAACAUUUCCAUUUUCUGGUGAGGAAGAUAUGAGUGAUCCAGAAGCUUUGAAAUCUUUACUUUCCCUCCAGUGGAAGAAUAAAGCACCUAAUUUCGCAGCUGAAAGAAAAUUCAAUGCAGCUGCUGCCCUGAGCGAGCCAUACUGCGCUGUCUGUACCCUCUUCUACCCGUACAAGCAGUCCUUACAGAUGGAUAAAGAAGCUGUCCCAGUCUCUGCAGGGGAGAACAUCGCUUUCAUCCACUUUUCUAAGUGCGGACAGAAGACCAAGCCUCUGAUCCCGGAGAUGUGCUUUACCUCAAGCGGAGAAAACACAGAGCCUCUUCCUUCAAAUUCGUACAUUGGAGAAGACGGAACCAGUCCCUUGAUAUCCUGUGCCAAAUGCUGCCUGCAGGUUCAUGCUAGCUGUUACGGAAUACGUCCAGACUUGGUGAACGAAAGCUGGUCUUGCGCACGGUGCUCGGCCAGCGCAUGGGCGGCGGAGUGUUGCCUGUGUAAUCUCAGGGGAGGAGCUCUUCAGAUGACCACUGACGGGCGCUGGGUCCACAUAAUCUGUGCUAUUGCUGUCCCCGAGGCCCGUUUUCUCAAUGUAAUAGAGCGUCAUCCUGUGGAUAUCAGCGCUAUUCCAGAGCAGAGAUGGAAGCUGAAAUGCGUGUACUGUCGGAAACGGAUGAAGAAAGUGUCCGGUGCCUGCAUCCAGUGCUCGUACGAGCACUGCUCCACCUCCUUCCACGUGACCUGCGCGCACGCGGCCGGCGUGCCCAUGGAGCCGGAUGACUGGCCCUACGUGGUGUCCAUCACCUGCUUCAAACACAAAGCGGCUAACCAGAACGUUCCCUUUCGAAGGGAGGUGACUCUUGGACAGACUGUGAUCACAAAAAACCGGAAUGGACUCUACUACCGAUGUAAAGUGAUUGGCAUGACUACACAGACUUUCUACGAAGUAAACUUCGAUGACGGUUCAUACAGUGACAACGUUUACCCAGAAAGCAUUAUUAGCAGAGACUGCAUCCAGAUGGGACCCCCGCCCGAGGGCGAGCUGGUUCAGCUGCAGUGGACAGACGGAAUCAUCUAUAAGGCCAAGUUUAUUGCAGCCCAGAUCAGUCAGAUUUACCAGGUCGAGUUUGAAGACGGUUCUCAACUAAUGGUUAAGCGUGGUGAUAUUUAUACCUUGGAGGAAGAGCUUCCCAAGAGAGUGAAGUCUCGCCUGUCCCGCAGCACUGGGGCUCCUCAGGAAGAUGUAUUUUCGGGAGAUGAAGCGAGAGCAGCCAAACGCCCCCGGCUGGGGAAUUCAAGAAAUCCUGAAGAAUACGGACAGAACCCAGAAUACUUUGUCUUUAUGCAGAGCCUGUUGCAGACACAGUACCAGGCAGGGACUCAGAGCAACAUGUUUUAACUAGGAUUAAUUAAAAAAAAAUAUUCAAUUAACCCUUUUCAAGCCUACGGAAAAAUAACCAGGAAGCUGUGGACUAGAAGACCAACCUUGUGCAAUAGCCUGCUGUGAAUUUCUUUCGUCUACUCUUGGUCUGGACUGCAAGAAAAAUCCUGUCUGGCUGCACGCUACCUCUACUUUGCCAGACAUUGCUGACCAGUAGAGUAGGGAGCUUGGAACACCUUCAGACAGCAUUUCCCGUGAGAACUUUUGGAAGAGUUUGUAC
Molecule: messenger RNA, 3635 nt
Organism: Pterocles gutturalis (yellow-throated sandgrouse)
Lineage: Eukaryota; Metazoa; Chordata; Aves; Pterocliformes; Pteroclidae
Gene: KDM4B
Product: lysine (K)-specific demethylase 4B
Exons: 22
Coding region: 20-3373 (1117 amino acids)
Biological process (GO): chromatin remodeling
Cellular component (GO): nucleus
Molecular function (GO): histone H3K9 demethylase activity
Source: RefSeq, a predicted model, not a curated record